AUGAGUGGUUCGAAAAGAACGAUCAGAUUUUGUCGUUCGCUGCUGAUUGUCUGCAUUUUGGGGUUGCAACAAUGUUGCAGCGAAGAAACAGGAGACAAGGGGAAUACACUUGUUGACAAAGACGAAGGGCUUAGUGUUAUUGAUGACUCUGAGAUACUAGAAGCUCCCUCCAGUAGGUCGGCGCGACAUCUCGCUGUCCUUCGAGGUUGGGCCGAAGUUCUUCCAUUAGGUGGAGGCGGACCUUGCCUGACAGGCAAAGGUACUAUAGGCGCUUGCACAUCUUUUAGGCAGUGUUAUCCUUAUUUUAAACUACCAGAUCUCGGUUUAUGGGAAAGCUGGGUUUUGGGAAAUUAUGACACUUGCAGCUAUUUUAAUAAAGACGGACGUCAGGCAUAUGGGGUCUGCUGCACGAAUCCAGCUCAAUUCAUACCCGCAAAUGACGGCAGCAACAAUACAAUAAUCUCAUCCUUGGAUGUCGGUUCUGUAUCGGAUACUUUCGAGAGUCCUGCUGCACAACCAAACGAAUCUCCAAGCGUGUUUUAUCCCAAUUGGCCACCGCCGAUUCCAACACAUCCUCCGGACCACACGGCACCGACACAUCCACCCAGCAUCCAUUUUCCGCCUAAACCACCAACACAUAAACCUCCGACAACAAAACCACCGAAACAAGAAGUUGCAAUAACUACUACGACCAAGAGGCCGACAACGACAUGGCCUACGCGACCACCGGCACAAAAACCACCAAGUUACCCACAAUGGCCACCACCUAUACCAACUCAUCCUCCGAGUUAUCCUACAAGACCGCCAAUUUACCAAACAACGACGGUUGCUACGACUGCCAGACCAACUGCCGAACCACAUCCUCCUUCAUCAGAUGUUGCUUGCGGUGCUAAAAAUGGAUACCAGGAUCAAGAAAGAAUCGUAGGCGGACAUAACGCGGAUCCAAAUGAAUGGCCGUGGAUAGCAGCACUUUUUAAUGGAGGACGACAGUUCUGUGGCGGUUCUCUCAUAGACAAUCAACAUAUCCUUACAGCCGCCCAUUGUGUAGCACAUAUGAGUUCUUGGGACGUAGCACGUAUCACCGUACGUUUAGGUGAUCACAACAUCAGAUCAGAUCAUGAAGUAAAACAUGUAGAACGAAGAGUGAAGCGAGUGGUUCGUCACAGAGGUUUUGAUUCAAGAACAUUGUACAACGAUGUAGCAGUUCUAAAAAUGGAUUCCCCGGUGCAAUUCACAAGACAAGUUCGUCCUGUAUGUCUACCCAGUUCAGCAGGAAGCAGGGGUUACGCUGGUCAAACAGGAACCGUCAUCGGAUGGGGAAGCUUACGAGAAAGUGGUCCACAACCGUCCGUGCUCCAAGAAGUUACCAUACCUAUUUGGGGUAAUGCUGAAUGCCGGCAAAAAUAUGGAUAUGCAGCGCCUGGUGGAAUAGUAGAUCAUAUGCUGUGUGCAGGACAAGCGAGCAGGGACUCUUGCAGUGGUGAUAGUGGCGGACCUCUGAUGGUGAACGAAGGUCGAUGGACACAAGUCGGUAUCGUUUCUUGGGGAAUAGGAUGUGGUAAAGGACAAUAUCCCGGAGUCUACAGCAGGGUAUCACAUUUUAUACCCUGGAUCACAAAGAAUACAAAAUCUUAA
Messenger RNA from Ctenocephalides felis (cat flea), 1635 nucleotides. Its product is annotated as proclotting enzyme-like. The record is from RefSeq and is a predicted model, not a curated record. The transcript has 9 exons. The coding region runs from base 1 to 1635 and encodes 544 amino acids. NCBI's taxonomy places the organism in Eukaryota, Metazoa, Arthropoda, Insecta, Siphonaptera, Pulicidae. Gene Ontology annotation, biological process: proteolysis. Gene Ontology annotation, molecular function: serine-type endopeptidase activity.